AUAAGACAUUGCAGAAUUUUUUUCUUAUCCUUACUCUAUAUUUAUAUGAAAUGGAUACAUUAAACGACGACUGCCUCAUACUUAUUUUUCAUUAUCUACCCAUCUUGGACAGGCUUACAAUAGAAAAAGUCUGCAAAAGAUGGACAUUACUGAGCCGAAAUUCUUGGAGUAAUAUUAAAAGGCUUGAUUUUCAUAAAAAUACCUGGGGAUCAUGUUCUGUUAUAAACAAGAAGACUUUUCGGAAGGUGAUAAGACUUAGUGCAAAAUAUCUAACAUCUAUAGACAUCCCUUACAUAGAAGACGAAAGAUAUCGUGUAAAACUGUCAACACCAAUAGGAUUUCGAGAUAUUUGCAAUAUUCUUACAUCCUGUGAUAAUAUUCAGGAAUUAGAUAUGACAGACAGUGAUGUAUUUGAUCUUCAGUGUUCAACAAAAAUCAAAUGUACCAAUUACGAACAUAAAAUUGUACCAUUGUUGAUGCGCCAUUAUCAUAGAAUCACAAAAAUUGGCUUAAUAAUGAUCUCUUUUUGUGAUAGAGAAGAAGAUUGGUUCACUUUAUUUUCAAAGAUGAAAAAACUCAAAUCUCUUCAUUUAUCUUCAAUUCCUCUGUAUUACAAUGGUAGUUUUUUUCGCAAAUUGCCAUGUGACUUUAUCGAAGAGCUCUAUUUUACUUAUAAAAUGCCCCUUGAAUUAGAAGAAAAUGGUAUUUUAAAUUUGAUCAUGAAGAAAUGUUCAACUCUUCAUACAAUUGGGUUUGAAAACGUAGAAACGCUCAAAUUAGAUUCCAUAAUUCCAGCCUUAAUUGUGCAUAAAAACUUGAAGAAUUUAGUACUUUAUGGUAUAUCUGCAUCAAGGAGUUUAGUAAAUUUGGCAUUAUUUAAAUUAACACAUCUCGAAACAUUAGACAUUGGAGGAAACGAUUUUCUUGACGAUGCCCUUUUAGAAUUAAUAUCACGAAAAUGCAAACAUCUCACAGAAUUAAACAUAUCAGCAUGAUGCUGCCAUCUCUUAGUACAUUUACGAAUCAAGAAAUGAAGUUGACAAGUCCUCCGUUCAUUCUUUAUUCUCCGUAACUUGCAAUCCAUGGCCCAUGCCCAUGGCACUCCACAGUGGAUCGAAGAGUGCCAGGCAGUGCUGAGUUUAAAGAAAAAAAUAAAUAUUUUAUUCAUAUAUUUACAUUCGUAACAAAAUUCUGAAAAUACUAGAAAUACCAAAAAGCAUAUGUGAAGUGAAAAUACUAAAAAUACAAUAAAAUUGUUUCCCUUCGAAAGGUGAUUAUUUAAACAAAAAAUAAAUUCCUGAAAAAUGCCAUAUUGGUACUACGAGAAGGAGCAGUUAAAAGACACACCUUCAAUUCGAGAUGGAAUUAGUUAUGAAACCGAAUGUCGAUACAGGACAGAAGGUGCACGAUUUAUAAUAGACACUGGAGCAAAAAUGGAUCUUGGUUACAACACUAUAGCAACUGGAGUUGUUUAUUUUCACCGAUUUUACAUGUUCCAUUCUUUUAAAACAUAUCCUCGUUAUGUAACUGCCUGUGGCUGUUUAUUUCUAGCUGGGAAGGUAGAAGAAACUCCAAAAAAAUGUAAAGACAUUAUCAAGAUCGCCAAGACUCUGCUCAGCGAUCAAAAAUAUUUGACCUUUGGAGAAGAUCCUAAAGAAGAAGUAAUGACUUUAGAAAGGAUAUUGCUGCAAACAAUUAAGUUCGAUCUUCAAGUAGAGCAUCCUUACAAAUAUCUUUUGAGAUAUGCAAAGUGCCUCAAAGGAGACAAAGUAAAAUUACAAAAUAUGAUCCAAAUGGCUUGGACCUUCGUAAACGACAGUUUAUGUACUACUUUGUGCCUUCAAUGGGAACCUGAAAUAAUAGCAGUCGCUCUUAUAUAUUUAGCUGGAAGAUUAAGUAGAUUUGAAGUCGUGGACUGGAACGGAAGGCAACCAAAACACGUGAGAUGGUGGAAUAUGUUCAUAGAAGAUAUCACAAUGGAUAUCUUAGAAGACAUUUGUCUACAAGCUCUGGAUUUAUACCCACAAGCCAAUAGUGCAAGAUUUUUGGAAUCUCAUCCCUCAAAUCAAAAAAAUGGAGCCGUAAAGGAAAGAGCAACAACACCACCUCCAGUGGGUUCUACUUCGAAUACAACAAAUGUUCCAGUAACUCCUGUGAGGAUACCAACCACGGAAACAAAUUCAGUGCCUACGAACGGACGACCUCCGAUUGAAGUUGCAGAAACUUCAAAACCGAUAGAAACUCCCAUACGAUUUUCACCUUUUCCCAUAAAUUUUUCAACUAACCUUAUUUACCCCCCGAUAUAUCCACCAGUGGAUAUGUCGGUACCACCUCCAAAUGUGGCAGGGAUGAGUCCUAUCGUUCCACCCCCUAAUUUGGGAACUCCUAAUUCUAUCAGGCUUAUUCCACCCCCGACAACAGCUACCAGACCUCUUCCAUUCCAACCCUUCACUUAUCCUCCAAAUCUUUCCUAUUUUCCGCGAACGCCUGGCACUCCUUUUAAUAAUCAAAGGUCCUAUUAUCCACCCCAAUUAUGAGCUGUGAUAAAGUUAUUUCAUUUAUUAAAAAUAUAUCUUGUUGUUUCUUGGCUAUGACUCUAUGAAGAUGUUAACACUGGCUACGGAUCCGGAUGGUGUAUGUAUUUUUGAAAAACAAAUAAAAUGUAAAUAGAUGAAAAUAUAAUUUGUUUGAUCGAUGAUA
Molecule: messenger RNA, 2700 nt
Organism: Belonocnema kinseyi
Lineage: Eukaryota; Metazoa; Arthropoda; Insecta; Hymenoptera; Cynipidae
Product: cyclin-K-like
Exons: 10
Coding region: 1305-2537 (410 amino acids)
Biological process (GO): positive regulation of DNA-templated transcription, elongation; SCF-dependent proteasomal ubiquitin-dependent protein catabolic process; regulation of transcription by RNA polymerase II
Cellular component (GO): SCF ubiquitin ligase complex; cyclin/CDK positive transcription elongation factor complex; nucleus
Molecular function (GO): cyclin-dependent protein serine/threonine kinase activator activity; protein binding
Source: RefSeq, a predicted model, not a curated record